AUGACCGUUGUUAGCCCCUUUCCGGGGAAAGCUGUUGUUUUCCAUCUGUCCGGAGACGCCGCAGAACAGGUCGAGACACCUAGUCAAAAGGAGACCACAUCCACACAGGCGUAUACACAGAAAAAUGACGGUACUUCUGCUUCCAGCCUUGACCUCUCUGCCGCCGACUCCAGCAAUGCGUCUGCGUCUUCCCUCGCCCAGCUGUGUCACUCCACGGGCCAGAUAGGUCAAGGAGCUCUGCCAGUCCAGGCCGGAAGUCGACAAGUCUGGGAGUCCUUAUGGCCCUCCUAUUAA
Molecule: messenger RNA, 294 nt
Organism: Nannizzia gypsea CBS 118893
Lineage: Eukaryota; Fungi; Ascomycota; Eurotiomycetes; Onygenales; Arthrodermataceae
Exons: 3
Coding region: 1-294 (97 amino acids)
Source: RefSeq, a predicted model, not a curated record